CAGAUUACAAAUGGGUCUAUUACAGUCAAUAUUUUCAGUAUAAUGCACAACACCAUAAUAUCUAAUUGUUGAACUAAUACCAUAUCGUGACCCGCGCUGUUUCUAUUUGCCAUCUUCAUAACUAAUUACAUUAGCAAUUGAUUCGCGUAAAGUCGAUCUAUAUAAGCCAGUUUAUGGCUGUUUUGACACUUAAAAAUUGAUUGAGGAGUUUGUUUCAUCAUUGUUUUUCGUAUUUGAUUGAAAUGGCAGGAUCAUCAGUGUUAGUUGCAGUUGUCAAUUUCCUCGACUUUUUCUACACUCUCAACAUGGCUUUCCUCAGGUCGAUGCUAGACACUGUUUCUUCUAUUGGACUCAAGAACAUCCUCAUCGGAGACCGGACAGGUCCUAAUCCAGACUUCCUCAAUCGGGAGAAAUAUCUUCUGGAUGGCUAUGUAGUGCUGAUCACUGGCUCCAGCUCUGGAAUCGGAAAGGAGACAGCAAGAGACCUGGCGCUCCGAGGAGCUACAAUAAUCAUGGCCAAUCGAGACAUACAGAAAUCAGAACGGGUUGUCGAACAGUUGCAAAAAGACGAAGGCGAGUCGGUUCUGUCGGCUGAUAGGUUCAAAAUACGAAGAUUAGAUCUCGCAGAUCUUGCUUCGGUGAAAUCUUUUGCAGAUGUCGUGAAGAAAGAGUUCCCCGUUAUUGAUAUGUUGAUAAACAACGCAGGUUACGCGUACUAUGGUGGAAGUCAGACUCUUACCAAAGACGGGUUUGAAAUUACCUUUCAGACAAAUCAUUUGGGACAUUUUUAUCUGACAAGCUUGCUUAUAGAUAAUAUUCUGGCCUCGCAAAAAGGUCCAAAAAUUAUUAACGUUUCUUCAGUCGCGCACGCUGGCGCAAAAAUGAACUGGGAUGACCUUAAUGGGGACAAAAAUUAUGGUGGUCUUAAUUCGUAUGCUCAAUCUAAACUAGCUAAUGUUCUGUUCACGCGACAACUGAACGAAUUGUAUCGGGGGAAAAUCAACACUUACUCGUUGCAUCCUGGACUUAUAGCGACUGAUAUUGUAAGAAAUGAUUGGCUGUUCCGCUGGGGUGUAAAUUGGUUCUAUUGGCUUCCGUUUUUAGUAAAUGAGAAGCAAGGCGCAUUUACGACUAUUUACUGCGCAGUUAGUGAGCAAGCUAAAACGGAGUCGGGUUUGUACUAUUCGGAUUGCCGAGUUGCAGAGCCUGGUUCGGUCGCCAAGGAUCGAGAAGUGGCGGAAAAAUUGUGGAAAGUGAGCUGCGAUUUGCUGAAGAUUGAAUGGAGCGUUGAAAGUUGACAGUUUAAAUCCACUUUGAAUUUAUUUUGAUCAACUUUAGAUUUCAAAAUCGUUUAUCAGAGAUAUAUCAAUUGAUUGUAUUUGUAUACCAACAUUUUCCUCGAGAAAUCUGUUUAAAAAGAAUAAUUUUGUCAAUUUCGGCUCAUUAACAUUAACCUUAAUUAAUGCAAACAACCGUUAGUAAUUACAAAAAUUCAAAUCUGGCGAAACCAAAAUUUUGAAAUUAUG
Symsagittifera roscoffensis is the source of this 1526-nucleotide messenger RNA. RefSeq names its product retinol dehydrogenase 12-like. Lineage: Eukaryota; Metazoa; Xenacoelomorpha; Acoela; Convolutidae. The transcript is spliced from 2 exons. Bases 243 to 1298 code for a protein of 351 amino acids. The record is from RefSeq and is a predicted model, not a curated record.